UGUCUGCAGCACAGCUUACAGACUAGAGAGAGAGAGAGAGAGAGGGAGAGAGAGAAUGGAUCACGUAGAUAUUGAAGGAUUUCAAAGUGAAGGUGGAGAUGAUCAUGUCAGAACAGGAACAGCUUGGACAGCGACGGCUCACAUAAUAACAGCAGUGAUUGGGGCUGGAGUUUUAGCAGUGCCGUGGAGCGUCGCCCAGCUGGGCUGGCUCUUUGGUCCCAUUGUGCUCAUUCUCUUCGCUUGCAUCACCUACUACACCGCGAUCUUGCUGUCAAAUUGCUACAGAUAUCCUGACAAGGUCACCGGCAGGAGAAACCGCGUCUACAUGGACGCAGUCACUGCAAUCCUAGGACCCAAACAGAAACUACUGUGUGGAAGUGCGCAGCAUGUUGUUCUCUGUGGAGCCUUGAUUGGGUAUACUAUAACCACAGCCAAGAGCAUGAUUGCAGUGAAGAAAUCAAAUUGCUACUACAAACAUGGUCGUGAUGCAGAAUGCCAAACAUCAGGAAAUAUCUACAUGCUGGUCUUUGGUGUACUUGAGAUUAUAUUGGCUCAACUUCCUAACCUCGAGAAGGUGACGUUUCUCUCGUUCAUGGCAGCGACAAUGUCGUUCGCAUACUCGUUCAUCGGCCUCGGCCUUUGUACUGCUAAACUGGCGGAGAAUCAAAGGCUGAAAGGAACUUUAACAGGGAUCAGAGUUGGCAAUGGCGGCAUUUCUGCAGUGAAGAAGACAUGGAGUGUCUUCCAAGCUCUUGGAAAUAUCGCUGCUUCGUAUAGCUACUCUGUUGUUCUUAUUGAAAUUCAGGACACACUGAGAUCGCCACCACCUGAGCAUGACUCCAUGAAGAGAGCUAACUUGUCUGCAAUUGCGGUGACAACAGUCUUUUAUGUUACUCUUGGUUGUAUUGGAUAUGCUGCGUUUGGAAACUCAGCUCCAGGAAAUUUUCUCACCGGCUUCGGCUUCUAUGAACCCUAUUGGCUCAUCGACAUUGGAAACAUCUGCAUCGUCAUCCACCUUGUUGGUGCCUAUCAGGUGUAUGCCCAGCCAGUUUUCCCCCUUAUUGAGAAUUGGGUUGCUGCAAGAUGUCCAAGCUCAAGCAUCUUUGCCAAGGUUUACAGGAUCAACAUGCCGACGGCCAACACUGCAGUAGAAUUGUCGGCAUUGAAACUGUUGUCUCGCUCAGUGUUCAUCGUUCUGAUUACCACUGUGGCCAUGGUUGUGCCCUUCUUCAAUGAGUUCAUAGGGUUGCUUGGUGCAGUCACCUUCUACCCAUUGACAGUCUACUUUCCAGUGUCCAUGUACAUGGUUCAAGACAACGUCGAGAGGGGCAGCUCCAAAUGGCUUACACUGAAGCUCUUGGACUUCUUUGCCUUGGUUGUGUGCUUGCUUGCGGCUGUGGGCUCAGUGGCUGGCAUAGUGGACAGCCUAAGACAUGAUGCUCCUUUUAAGAGUGUUCAUUAAGGAAUG
Molecule: messenger RNA, 1468 nt
Organism: Nymphaea colorata (pocket water lily)
Lineage: Eukaryota; Viridiplantae; Streptophyta; Magnoliopsida; Nymphaeales; Nymphaeaceae
Product: amino acid permease 2-like
Exons: 6
Coding region: 56-1462 (468 amino acids)
Cellular component (GO): plasma membrane
Source: RefSeq, a predicted model, not a curated record